GAGAUUCGCAAGAUUUGCUGCAGCAUCAAACGCUGCAGGCACCUGACUCGGACCUCAUAGUGGACGUCAUUGGAAGGGGUCCAGAAAGGUGGCCUCAAGAAGAGGAGGAAGAUCCCGAUUCUGAAAGCGUUGCUGACGAUGCCAUGCAGGCCUUCGGGAAGGACAGCUGCCAAGCUGACAGUUGGCCCUGCUAUGAUAAUGUGGCCUGCCAUUGGCCCCUGCAGCAAAUCAAUGUUGCCGACAGGGAUGCUUGUUCCUCAGGAAGCGGGUACGCCAACAUUUCGUCACUGAAUUUGGACGACGGGACCUACACAACUCUUUGUCGUAUUGAAGGCGUUUGCUUGAACGCUUGCAGCGUGAGUCCCAUCCACAGCGCCAUUUACUGUCGAGCACAAGGGGCUUUUUCUGGCCAGCAGUUCGUGCGGAUUUCCUGUCCCUUGGGAGACCUCUCAGAGCUACCCGUCAAGGGCUCCGUUUGCUACUAUGGAGUGAUUGGAAGCACCUUCGCAGGAUCUUUUGAUUUGGAAUUUGGAACUUACUACUGGAAGGAACAAAGUGGAAGUCAAGGUGUCAUCAACAAGCUGGAUGCUGAUUCUAUUUCAGGGUUUAGUGGCUCUGCGACAGCACUGGUGAGGCCAGCAUCAGGAUGGGAUCAGGUCACAAUGGCAACUGUGAACGUGGUGAACCAAAAUUUGCUGAAGUCCGUGGCCGACUUUGUCAUCGCGCCGGGCGAGGAAAUUCCAGGUGGAAAGGCGACAGACCGAUUUUUGGUGGCAUGCCACAAAAACUUUGUUUACGUUCAAAAUGUCAACUUUACUGGUACUGCGCCUGCCACACAGCGCUAUCUGAUGGAAGGCGCCAAUCCUAAGGGAUCAUCCGGUGCACAAUGGUCCUUCAAAGGUGAAAUUUAUUGUGCCUACAACCACAAGGAUCAUGGAGUGUAUUUCGUCAAUCUUAGUGCCAUUGCGGAUGGAAAGAUCCCAGCGGGAUACGUCAGUCCGUCUCAAGAAACCAGUUCGAAUGAUGGGAUGAAUUGCCUGAAUGCUACAAGUCCCUUUCCGGAACCUAUCUACACCACCACCACAACGACGACCACGACAACGACGACCACUACAACGACCACCCCUAUCCCACAAGUUCGAUGUAUCCGUGGCCAGGGGGAUUGGACUCUGGCAGAUGCCUCUGCGGGGAGUCUGCAGGUGGGUAAGGAGAUAUAUCCAGGGGUGACCCUGGUGGACUUCCGUCCAGGUGGCAACGCAGAGUGCACCAACGCCGCUAUCUUCUCUCCGGAGAAUGGAGGAGACGGCGAGGACGAGAGCGAUCUGAAGCAGUGCGUGUGCAACCUGAUAGUGGCGCAGAAAGAUGGCCCUAAAAGCACGGUGAAUGUGUGUAGCCCCACUACGACCAGAGCCGAAGUGGUUCUCCAGUUCGACGUGCCCCAGCGGAUCACAGGAUUUGAGAUGUGGAACACUCGCCAAGCAAUCCUGACCACACAAUUCAGGUGGGAGAAUGACAAUCAAAUUCAGGCUGGAGUGGUGACAGCUCCCACUAAGCAGAGAGGAACGAGCUCUGGCUUUGUUGACAUUUCGAAGAUCGAGCCACUGGCUACGAACGUGAAGAAGGUAUCCCUUGACUUCGGUGGCCCUGCUGGUCUGAAAAGCAUUCGCUUUUGCAAACAAGAUGGCAGUGUUGUGGGUGAUCCCCACGUGCAUACUCUGGAUGGGAAGAGCUAUGUUUUACUGCAGCAAGGGACAUAUUUGAUGUGGAGACUGUCUGGCUUCGAGACGGAGUUUCCUUCUUCCAAUGUGGAGCAGGGCAACAAGAAGGCUCAGGUGGACUGGCGGAUUUUUGUGCACUACUCGGGCAAGAGGUCCUACACCAAGGGCUUGUUGCUCCUGGACAACUCCAUGGGUGUCCAGCGGCAAGCACUUGAACUGACCAGUGAGAACUGUGUUUGGCGCAAGCGACGCAUGGGAAAUGAUGGCUGGUCACAUUUGGACCAGCCGCAGAUGCUCUCGGUACCCACGGACGAGAGCGAAUUCGUCACCGGUUUCAAUGUGCAGUGGAAGGAAGAGGAGUCGACGCCGCUGCUGCGACACGUGAGGCUCGAGAUGAACACUCUGCACGGUAGCAGGGUCGUUGCCAGCCUCCACGUAAGCUGUCGAGCUGGCCAUCACAUCAAUGCUCGCAUCGACAUGGACCAGUUCGGAUAUACAAAAUACGUGCAAGGUGAAGUCAGCGGCCUGGCCCGUGCCCGGCCCGUGCCACUGCAGCGCCGCGGCAACGGGGACACGGUGGAUUUGAUCUCGGACGUCGGCAGCCAGGGCAUCACCCUGCGCACGGACGAACAGUUUAAAUCGGAAUUUGAUUGGCACAAGCUCGGUGGUAGCUACCUGGCAGCAGACUACUUGAGCACCGUAGAUGAAGAAGGACUCGGACAAAUGACACCCUGUGAUGCAGACGAAGAGAUCAGUGCGCGGGAGAUCUGUGCAAAGCACUUCGAAGGGCCAGAAAAUGAGUUCUUUCCGGAUUGCGUUUUUGAUGUUUGUGCUGGUGGUGGUGAAGUUUCAGCACUGCUUUUAGCCGCCAUUGCCUGA
Cladocopium goreaui is the source of this 2597-nucleotide messenger RNA. The record is from the annotation of a GenBank genome assembly. Lineage: Eukaryota; Dinophyceae; Suessiales; Symbiodiniaceae.